Culex pipiens pallens (northern house mosquito) is the source of this 4736-nucleotide messenger RNA. RefSeq names its product dual specificity calcium/calmodulin-dependent 3',5'-cyclic nucleotide phosphodiesterase 1A-like. Gene Ontology annotation, biological process: signal transduction. NCBI's taxonomy places the organism in Eukaryota, Metazoa, Arthropoda, Insecta, Diptera, Culicidae. Gene Ontology annotation, molecular function: 3',5'-cyclic-AMP phosphodiesterase activity. The record is from RefSeq and is a predicted model, not a curated record. The coding region runs from base 1493 to 4681 and encodes 1062 amino acids. The transcript has 10 exons.
UACUGUGUUUGAGAUUAUGUCGACUAAGUCGACCUCUACAGUUUGAAGUGGAUCCAUCAUCGUAUUUGACGAAACUCAAGAAGCUGUCUCAGAAUCUCCAGCUGAAGUUCCUGAUCCAACGUGCACCGCACUCGCGCAAGCUGUCAAAACAAAACCAUCCUCCUUUGAGGUUAAGUCGACCUCCAGUUCUGGGUGCACCAACCUGUCCCAUGUGGGAACCAGCUCGAGACGUGCGGUCGUAAAUAAUCGCGGCAGAAACGAGAAGAAACGGGGGGAGGAAAAAAUCAAUCAGCCCCGUGUGUCACUUUCAUUCCGCGGGAGCUUCCGGUGGCGCGAAAAUCGAAAGUGUAAACACUUCGCGCGGGGUUAAGUCGACGCGUGCCCGGGCGUAAAUUGGACGGUCGACAAGUGUGUGUGUGUGUCGGUGUUUGUGUGCCGGGCGGUGGAGCCAAUGAAAAAGCAAUUUCGGAAAAUUAGCUCCCAUCGUAAUUUGUGUGAAGUGGGAUUGAUCGGGCCUCGUUGACCUCCCGGGGCGGCGUACGUCGACUACGUCGACUCGUUGAUUGUGGGCGAUCGGGCGGAGUUUUUUGAGUGGUUUUUUUUCGAGAAUCGAAAAGGUUAGAUCAAAAGCUAAAAGUUUGUGUCAAUACUGGUGAAGUAAACCGUGAAGAUUGGCGAAGGAAAUUGUUAAUGAGUGAAUGCUGAGGAAGCUCAAAGAAGAAAGAAGACGAAGCAGCUGCAGUUUUAUCGCCGUCAUCAGGUGUAACGUCGACCUUCUACGGGGCAGUCGGCCAAGUCAACCCAUCGAAGUUCGCGCGCGCUUUUCGUCAUUACUUAGUCGUCGGUCUCCGAAAUCCCGUCCAAUCCAGCUGUGCUUCGUGGCUCAAGAAGCUGUCAAUUCCUGCAACGAGUGCACUUUGCUUUCUGGUUCAAACGUCGUCCGAAAAGUGUGAGAGAGAGAGCCUUUUAAUUAAGGCUACGUAAUUUAGUUAGCAUAACGUCGUUUAGAGCUAGUGAAAUUUGCAACCUUCUCGGGGCAGCCUGAACGUCGAGAAAAGGUCAGUCGCUGCUGAAAUGUGGGUUUCUUCUGUCGAAAACACACCCACGUGGCGGGACCACCCCCUGGAAUAACAACAACCGGAGCAUCCAAUCGAGCGUAACGGUGGAAAAACAUCAAAACAGCCUGCAGCUAUGCAACCCGGUCGAGCGUAACGCAGAACGUGACCUCGCUGGAUAUACAUCGCUAGAGGAACGUGAUUUUCUCGGAAUGAAAUUGAUGAAGAUGGGGUUGGGGCAGGCUAAUUAACUACAAAGUUGAUUAUAUUUUGCCAAUUGAAUCAACUGGGGGCAGUUUGUGUUUGAAAAAUGAAAAUUGAUGUCCUAAAAAUGUAAAUUUAAGUGAUGUUCUAAGCAGUUCUUAAGAAAGUCCAAAUCCCAUCGAAACAAGUGACCAAACAAAAAUCAAACCAACGAAAUUUUCCCCGUAAGCAAAAUGGCCGACUCCAGCUCAAGCGACGAAGAGCUGGCCCAGGCCGCCACCACCCUGCCCAAGUCCUCCACGGUGGCCCUGCAACGGCGCGGUCCGGCCCAGUGCCACGAGUGUUACGGCGACUGUGCCGACUGUUGUGUGCCCUGCUGCAAGGACACCGUCCACCGGUGCCACUCGGAUGGUGCCACCGCAGCUUCUCUCUCACGGAUUGUGACCGGAAAGAACCUGCUGACCCGAACAAUGCGGUACGCGCCCGGGCCGGCCACCCGGAAGUGCGUCCUCACGCUGGACGGGUACUCGUACGUGAUUGUGGCCAGCUCGCCGGAGAACAAAUUCACCAAAGAUGAUCUAACGGUGGCCCCGCGGGAACAGUCGCCCUGUUACGACGCCACUUGCCACCAGCAGCAAGGCUCGGCCGCGGCCAGUUACGGUUCCUGCUCGACGUCGGCGUCCUCAUCGGCGACCUCCCACCACCAUCACCACCAGCACCACAACCAACCGCCGUCGGAACAUCACCACCUGGUGCAGCAACAACAGCCGAGGCCCCCCUCGUCUGGUCCAAAUUGCCACCCACAUCCGCACCACCCCCACCAUCAUCAUCAUCAUCAGCACCAUCACCCCACCGCCGCCGCAACAACCCACCAGCAGCAGCAUCCGCAUCAACCGGGGUGCUCCUCGCCGGGGUCGUCCUUUGGGGAUUGCUGCGCCCGGAAUGGACAAAUUGCAAAGCAAGGAAGCCUGACGAUUGUAAGACGUACCAACAGCAGAAAAAAUACGCACAUCCUGCAGCAGCAGCAGCCACUCCAGUAUCAUCCACUUGAUUCCGCCGCCGACGGUGACUAUCAGAACCAGACCCAGCUGCUGGAAUUGGACGAGUCGUCGUCGUCGUCGUCGCAGCCGCUGACCGAAAGUGAACUCGCGUUCGUCAACAGCCAGCUCAGCCGGGAGCUCGAAAGUAUGCAACCCACGGGCGCCGCCGGCACCGGGUCCGGGCCCGGGUCGCCACCGGCGUCCAGUGGCACCGUCGUUGCCGUCGUGAACCGGGCCGCGUCCGCCGAUCUGCUCACCGGCGAUGAGCUGGACUCGGUUGACUUGGCCACCGACAAUCUGCCCGCGGUCGACACACCAGACGCAUGUGAUAAGGCCGCACUGAGACUUCGCUGUCUCCUGCGGCAACUGCAGCGCGGCGAAAUAUCCGCCGAGCUGCUGCAGAAAAACCUUCAUUACGCUGCGCGCGUACUUGAAGCCGUUUUUAUCGACGAGACAAAUCAAGAGGACGGUGGAGGUGGUGGUGGACCCGCCGGAAGUAACAAUAGUGGUGGAGGAGGUGGUGGUGGUGGUAAAGCAAUCAGUAACAACGUCGGAGAUAACAGCGGCAAUGCGGCCAGUAAGGAAGCCCGGCGGGGCGCCACGACGUCGGCCCCGCCCACCCACAGUGGGCCCACGGGACCACCGCUUGGGAAAACGACCAUUCAGAGGCGAAAACUACGUGCACCAGUCUGGGCCAGCCCGAUUCAUCGUCCCAGGUACGAUGCGAUUCCGUUCGCACAAGAUCUGACGCCGCCCAAGUCGUCAAACGUGCACGUGUCCGAUAGACGCUUGGCCGACGAAGACGAUGAGCUGUCCGAGGUGCAGCCGGAUGCGGUCCCGCCGGAGGUGCGCGAGUGGUUGGCGUCCACGUUCACCCGCCAGCUGGCCACCACCCGGAAGCGGUCCGACGAGAAGCCCAAGUUCCGGUCGGUGGCGCACGCCAUCCGGGCCGGCAUCUUCGUCGAUCGGAUCUACCGGCGCAUCUCGAGCACCGCCCUGAUGCAGUUCCCGCCCGAGGUCGUCAAGGUGCUGAAGUGCCUGGACGACUGGUCGUUCGACGUGUUCGCGCUGGCCGAGGCCGGCACCUGCCAGCCGGUCAAGUACCUCGGCUACGACCUGCUGAACCGGUACGGCACGAUCCACAAGUUCAAGAUCCCGCCGGCCACGCUGGAAACGUUCCUAUCGCGCAUCGAGGAGGGCUACUGCCGCUUCCGCAAUCCGUACCACAACAACCUGCACGCCGCCGAUGUCGCACAAACCGUACACCACAUCCUCUGCCAGACGGGGAUGAUGCACUGGUUGACCGAUCUGGAGAUCUUCGCCACGCUGCUAGCGGCCUUAAUACACGACUACGAGCACACGGGGACGACCAACAACUUCCACGUGAUGUCCGGAUCGGAUACAGCGAUGCUGUACAACGAUCGGGCCGUGCUGGAGAACCAUCACAUCAGUGCGGCGUUCCGGGUGCUGAAAGAGGACGACUGUAACGUGCUGCAGAACCUCUCCAAGGAGGAAUUCCGCGAGCUGCGGUCGCUCAUCAUCGAUAUGGUGCUCGCGACCGACAUGUCGUUCCACUUUCAACAGCUGAAAAAUAUGCGCAACCUGCUAACGCUGGCCGAGCCGCAGGUGGACAAGUCCAAGGCGCUCUCGCUGGUACUGCACUGUUGUGAUAUUUCCCAUCCGGCCAAACGCUGGGACAUCCAUCACAAGUGGACGAUGCUGCUGCUCGAGGAGUUCUUCCGGCAGGGCGAUCUCGAGCAGGAACUCGGGCUCCCCUUCAGCCCACUGUGCGAUCGUAACAACACGCUCGUGGCGGAAUCCCAGAUCGGUUUUAUCGAAUUUAUCGUCGAACCCAGCAUGGCUGUGUGUGCCGAUAUGUUAGAGAUAGUCUUAGCACCAAUAGCACCAAUCGCAAUGAGUAGUAAUAGCAAAAACAACAACAACAAUAACAACAAUACUAGCAUUAAAGCAAACAAUACUCUAAGUGUACCGAACAACAACAACAACAAUAAUAACAGUAGCAGUGGGGGCGGCGGCGGCGGCGGCAGCAGCCCAACCACAAGCAAUGAAGCAAUAGCAAACAACGGAGGAAGCGGCAGUAGUAGUGGGGAAACGACGGCGACGACGGCGGACAAACCGCCUACCAAACCGAAGGACGUCAAGAAUGGCGCCAAGCCGGACCGGUUCGAGAUCAAGAAGCCGUGGAUCACCUGCCUGGCGGAGAACAAAAAGAUCUGGAAGGAGCAGGCGCAGCGGGAUGCGGAAGCCCGGGCCGCUGCCGCGGCGGAAGCGGCCGCCAUCGAAGUCGCCGCCCAAGAGCAACAACAAUCAACGGACGACGGAAGCGCCCCGGAGGCGACGACCUCGGAAGUCAAGGACUAAAUUGUUCGUGUUUUUUAUUAUUAUUAUUAUUACUAUUAAAAAUAUUAAAUAAAUA